Molecule: messenger RNA, 4006 nt
Organism: Pantherophis guttatus
Lineage: Eukaryota; Metazoa; Chordata; Lepidosauria; Squamata; Colubridae
Gene: GREM1
Product: gremlin 1, DAN family BMP antagonist
Biological process (GO): animal organ morphogenesis
Molecular function (GO): BMP binding; receptor ligand activity
Source: RefSeq, a predicted model, not a curated record
GUUCCCAAAUCCGAGGCAGGAGCCCGAGCGCCUUACGCGGGAAGAGCAGCGGCGAAGCUUCGGUCGCCGUCGCAGAAUGGCUCGCACAGUUUCUGCUCUUGGUGUCCUCCUUCUGUUCAGUCUUCUCCUGCCCUCAGCAGAGGGCAGCAAGAGGAACCGUGGAUCACAAGGAACCAUCCCUUCUCCUGACAAAGCCCAGCCCAAUGAUUCUGAACAGACCCAGCAGCCGCCCCCACAACCAGGCUCCAGACCCCGGGGAAAGGAGAAGGCCAAAUCUACUGAAGAGGUGCUGGAAUCAAGCCAAGAGGCAUUGCAUGUCACGGAACGAAAGUAUCUGAAAAGGGAUUGGUGCAAAACACAGCCGCUUAAGCAAACGAUCCAAGAGGAAGGCUGCAGAAGCCAAACCAUCAUUAAUAGAUUCUGUUAUGGUCAGUGCAAUUCAUUCUAUAUCCCAAGGCAUAUCCAUAGGGAAGAAGGCUCCUUCCAAUCGUGUUCAUUCUGCAAACCAAAGAAAUUCACCACCAUGGUGGUUACACUGUCCUGCCCAGAAAUGCAACCUCCAAUCAAGAAAAAAAGGAUCACCCGAGUUAAAGAAUGCCGCUGUAUAUCCAUAGACUUGGACUAGAAGGGAUCAUGGAGGAUAGUCUGCUCACCAGUGCAUUUCUUCCUUUAAACCAGGCAUCUUAACCUCUUUAGGUAUGUCCAAAUGGGACAUGAAUCAAAGAGAAUUGCAACAAACAGUAUGUGUUACUCCUCUGUAGGUGUGAACUUCAGCUUUGAAAGUAAAUCAUUUGGAGUAUAUCCUAGGCUUAGUAAUACACUAAUUGCUCCCGUCCUGGGAUUCUGCACUUGAAUCUGUGCCAUUGAAUGAUCAUCAGUAGCAGUAUCUGUUGUAGAUUUGGAGGCAUUUUUCACAUUUAGUUACGUUUUGAGGAAAAUGUGAAAAGGAAUUAAGUCAAUUGCAGCAAGUGCCAUUGUGAUGGAGAAGGAAGCUUGCAUGUUAUCACCUUCAUUUGGGCAUUAAAUAGCCACUUUAAAGCUAUUUAACAGAGCUAAGAAGGAAAGACAAACAGGGAAGGCAGAAAAAUGAACGAGAGAAAGAAAAGUGAUGUAUACACCGCCCCCUUGAAUAUUUUGAAUGUUAUUUCUGAUUGCAUUUCUCAAGCCAACAGUAUCUUUCAAUACUGUAUAUAACCUCUAUAGACCCAUCUGCUGAUAAUAUGGCCCUUGAAUUUUUUGCUUGGAUAUCAAUCCAUUUUUCAAGGUACCAUCUCCCAUUGAAGGUGACUGCUGCUUGCAUGCCACAAUUGUUGGGGUUGUCUAAGCUUCCUCUACUAUAGAAGUAUAGAAAGGAGGGAUGAAGUUUUUUUCUCCUUUCUCCUUGCUUUCUUAAUUGAUCUGAUUGUAUGGAGGAGAAAGUCAUCAGACAACCCCAUUGCGCAAGCUGAAGGAGCACUAGCUGGGCCUGAAAUAUUUUUGCUACACACUAAAAUACAAUGUAAAAUGUCCCACCUAUGGAUAAACUGACACUUGAAAUUUUGAUUUGUUUUAAUUUUCACAAUUGAUUUACCCAUGGGUGGCCCUUUUUUAAAAUGACAUUUUACAUAAAUAUUUGAGGGCCUGCUUAUUUGCAGAUGGGCUUAUAUAGGGAUAUAUACACUAGUACUUUAAAAAUUUGGAGGGGAAAACUUACCAGAGUACCUCUGGGUACUAUCCAUGGAUAAACCCAAAUUUUGGGGGUGAAUUGGCACCUGAAAUUUUCAGUUUGUCUGCAAGCAUAUAUGAAAAUAUUAAAUCUUAAUUGCACAGUUAUUCUUUAAAGUCAACUUGUCUAAUAUGUAUGUUGACAAUUAUUAUAUAUGCAUCCCUUCCAUAGCCACACACUGUCCAACAUUGUAAGUUCAUACAGAAAGUGAAGCAUUGCAAUAACCAUUUUUAAGUCCAAAUAUCAUAGAUUUAAAAUUUUCAGGGAAAAUCCUAAAUAAUUUUGCUGAUGUUUCCCAAUUUUCUUCAACCUGUCACGAGUGGAAUUUGGAAGAAGUUAAGAUAAUGAAUAGUUUUUAAUGUGAAUCUGGCUAAAUAAAUGCUGCUUCCAUGCUGUGAUCAUGACAGAUGCAUUAUCUUACUAGAGAAUUCUAGUUCUAUUUUCAGACAGUCAGAUUCCUGCCAUUACACAUCACUCUUAGUCACUUAAGACAAAGGAGAGGACAGAAUAUACCAGCUAUAUAUAUAUAUUUGCACUUUUUCUGAAAGUUGUGAAGGUUAGGGUUAGCUAGACCAAUGUUUUUCAAUACUUAGCAACCUUAAGAUUCAACUUUAACUCUCAGAAUUCCCCCAGCCAGCAUGACCCUUAAAUUGUGGUUGAAUAUAUACAGAAUGUGACUCAGUGAGACUGUCUGUGACAUUCAGGUAGCCAGCUUUCUUAACAUGCAUAGCUGGCAUCUUGGAAAUCAUAAUAUCCAUGAAGUUCCACUAGGGAAGAGAAUCUGCCCUACCUCUUCCUUGGAGUGUAUCGCCAAAGCUGACUAGUGAUCUCCUAAAGUGGUGUUAAUGCUAUAUCUUUUAAUUACUAUAGUGCUGGUAGUCUAAUAGAUACAGCAAAGUUACAGAUUACUGAUGAUGCCAGCUUCUGUGAAAUACUGUUGCUUUUUUACAGACAAGAAGAUAGCACACUUAAGCAGUGUUGCUGUGUGUAUGUGUAUGUGUAUCUCCAGUCUGGUAUCUGAUGUAGCCUUCUGGGCUGAAAUAUUUGUUGACGAACAAGUGGUAUUAGAAGAACAGCAGGAAAAAAACCUUCCCAAUUAAUUGGGAAUUUAUGUGGGAACCAAAUGGAUUGUAGUUUCAACCUGAUCUUUAUGCCUAGUUGCAUUUUUUUAUAUGGAAAAGAGAAGCAAGAAUGUGCUCCAAGACUGGAAGAAAUUCUGAGUUUCGUUAAAACAGUGAUAAUUAUGUGGUUGUACAGAAGGCACCAGGUGACAUUUCUGCCUCAUUAAACUGUUAAUCGUUGGUCUAUAAUCAACCAUCUUUCAAGCAUUAUCUGGUCUUUAUGGUACAGUCUCUUUUUUGCUUCUCCCCAACAUUACAGCGAAUGAUACUUUAUUAUAAUGUUAUAGCAUAACCACAUAUAUAUCUAUAUUCCGGGAACACAGACUGGAUCAGGAAGCUUCCAAAUACCACCUCAUUAAACACAGAUAUAAAAAUGAUUUGUUUUUCGAAGUCACAGCAAUAACAGAGUUAUUUUUUUUGUUAAUGCAGUAAUAAUUUACAGAACAGCUGUGGGUACAGACCUUUUUCAUUAGACACUUCAGCCAAUAGGUCUAUAACCAGAUAGCAUCCAUAUUACAGUAUCUGCAUGAUAAAACACCAUUUUCUCUAUAUCUAAUCUCUCAUCAAAAUGCUUCCUAACCUCACAGAUACCAGUCUAAUAUGCCAUCUUAUAUUAGCACAUUACACUGCAUCAUAUCCCCAGGCUUCAUUUUUUGGGAGUGAUUGUUAAAAUAUGAUAUCUGAGCUACAAGAGAUAUUUUCCACUAUGUGGAUUGUGAAAUAGAAAGAUAUUUAAUGGCAUUGCCAUGUGUGUAGGAUAUGAGUGUUGCCUAAUUCAGAGCAUGUUUUAGACAAAAAACUUCCCUUUCCCUUUUGAACUGUUGGAAACUUGUGCUGAUCUUUAUUUUUUUUCCAGCAUUUCUUAUAAAGGACACAAAGCAAUUCAGCAUUCUGUAUAGGACAUUUUGAAGUAAGAUUUGCUAAGACUAUGAGAUCCUAAUACAAAGGUCCUGACUCUAUGUACAAACAGCACAUUUUCAAACAAAUACAGAUUCUAUAAAGAACUUUUAAAAAUGUUUAUUCUUAAGUAAAACCAUUGUACAAAAAUUGAUUUGCUGUACAUAGAAUUUAAAAUACAACCUUAGAUAUUUAAAUGUGACUUUAAGCCAAUACUCCUUCUUGUAGAAUUUCACAAUGCAAAUGUUGGUUUUAAAAAUAAACUUUCUCUGUUAUAAACUAA